AUGAGUCAAUCCCAAAAUGGACGGAAUACCGGUCGACCACCCGUCAUGGGGGGAUCCGUUAAAAGAGCGAGAGAAUUAGCUGAAGCGGGUGCGCCGAGGAGGAAUAUAUCAGCCUUUCCAGAGCCUCCGACAAGACGACCUCAGGCGCCACCGGGUUUACAGUUUAGAGAUGGGCAGGGUCAGAUUGGGAUGGCGAUAUCGAGACCGACACCGCUUCCACAGUGGCCGCUUGGUGGACCUAUAUCAGCACCGUCUUCUACCGACUCGGAGCCUUAUCGACCGCCGCCCGGAAGAUCUCAGCCACCCCAACGCCCCCCGCGACCCAGUAGAGUACCUUCUAUUCUAGAUGGUUCUCAUUUACAAGAGCCCACGCCAAUCUUCCAGUACAUGCCUCAAAACGCUAGAGAAUCGGAGAUGUCAGCACCCGACACAAUACAAAGUACAUCUUCAAGACAAUCAACUAACUCUUCAGUUGGAACAAUUCCCGAUUUCCCGUUACCAGUUGCCGCACCUCCGCUACCACCACCAUCUAGAAGAAGCGUCAAUUUGGGUCCGCCGCCAUCCUCGAGGCGGGGAGCUUCAUCUUACUAUUCGACUGCGUCAUUCGUAUCACCAAUACCAGAGGAAAGUCCUAGAACACGGUCACAUACCUCAUACGCAUCCAGUGCCGCAAUACCAGAAAGCUUCGGCAAUUUAUCGCCGGUAGUGUAUAGUCCAAACGCAGCAUCUAUUGAUAGUACGAUUGCAGAAGAGUCCAUCAUUAGUGAUGACGCGGAUGACAGUCGUUUAGUGAGGAGUGCAAGUAUAGGGAAGAGAGGAAGACCGGCUUUGGUAAACACGGGAAGUGCAGAGAGGAGAGAUUCGAUGCCUCGACCGGCACCGGUGCCUAUCCAGGGUGGGCCAUUUCGAGACGGCACUGGAUAUAUCGAGGGUUCAUCAAGUUCAUCCGGAAAUGUUUCAAGAGAAGCUGUUGGUACCGCGCUGACUGCGGAUAAUAUGCUGAGCGCCUUCGAGGGUGCCAGUGCCUUAGACCCUUCGUCAAUACGAAGAGCUACUCCUUCGCCGCGGCCGGCUAGAUUUUCCGCCAUCCGACGACCGCCGCGCUUAGAUAUGGAUGCAGUAAGAAAAGCUGAGGCCAGAGGAAGCUUGACAAGUCUACCUGAUUUAAUUCGACGGGCAACGAGAUUAGCAGCGUUGAUGGACAGGGGCCGUAGACCAGCGAGUCGUUUUGACGAUCUCGAUUUCCCGGAAGAGGUCUAUGGCAAUGAUACUGAGAAAGACCCUUCUUAUGAAACAAGGCACCAGUCGGGCUUGUCUGAUAUGCUAGCAGCCUUUCCGCCCCCAGCAAGUCGAAGUGGAAAACGUCAAAGCAGAGCAUCAACGGCUUGGCCUCUGGGACGAAGGUCUUUCCGUGGCCCCCCUCUACCAACGGAACAAACCCCAGAUUCGGAGACGGGAUCGCAAGAGAAGGAGAAGAAAAAGCGCCGUUGUUGCGGAUUACCAUUUUGGACUUGUUUUGCCUUGCUCAUCAUCGUGCUAGUGAUAAUAGCAGCUGCAAUAAUAAUCCCAGUCAAACUGCUCGUCAUCGACAAGUCGGUUGCGAAGAGUACAGCACAGCCGGACCUCUCAGACUGCGAGGCUCAAUUAACUUGUGCUAAUGGCGGCACGAAUAUCAACCUACAGGGUGUCUGCUCGUGCAUAUGUUCGAACGGAUUUACCGGCGCAACAUGCACGAUCCCUACUUCGCAAGGCUGCACUACAACAUCGAUUAGCACGUCAGGUUCUAACAUCAACAAUGUUACCAUCGGCCAGGCUAUACCCCGUCUUGUCCAAAACGCUCAGACCAACUUUUCGAUCCCUCUCGUCGCUACUGUAAUACAAUCCAAGUUUAACAAGGAAAAUCUUUCGUGCAACACAGAAAAUGCGUUGGUCACUUUUAAUGGUCAAUCCCUUCGAACCCAGGACGCCUCGGCCGAGGUAUCUAAUCUGAAUUCGAAAUCAGAACUCGCACAAGCUGCUAUACUUGCAGCUGCCGUGCCAAUAACCCUCAGUGUCUCUCCGGAUAUCGAUAUCACGUUGACAAUUGAUAAUCCGGCAGGGACCGGUGGGUUUUCGGGCAGUUUUAUAGUGACCACGUUAACUGCGCCGACUACAAUUUCCGGCUCUACGAUAUUUGCUACGACCAUCUCGGGCAGUAGCAACUCUAAACGAUCAUCGCCUACUCCAUAUCCGACGUCAGCCCCGGCAACCACAUCACAAUUAACGACCAGGUCUUCUUCGACCAGCACGAGUUCAACGGCCAUGCCAACCUCCACUUUCAUGGUGACCGAAGAAGUUGCCGACUUUGCCCGCGUGGCGGUCCUGUAUAUAUUCCAGGAAAAGACGUUAGCCGAUGCAUCAACCGCUCAGACCUCAGUUCAGAGUUUCUUCAGUAGCGUUGAGAGCGGACGAAAUACGACUUCAAGUGUAAUGACCAAUCAAGCGGCGAACGUCACCGUCGGUGGGGGGAACACAAUUGAUUUCGUGAAUUUAUUCGUCGACGUAGGUGCCGGAAAGGUCGGUGGCCGUACCGGCUGA
Molecule: messenger RNA, 2577 nt
Organism: Annulohypoxylon maeteangense
Lineage: Eukaryota; Fungi; Ascomycota; Sordariomycetes; Xylariales; Hypoxylaceae
Exons: 2
Coding region: 1-2577 (858 amino acids)
Source: RefSeq, a predicted model, not a curated record